This is a messenger RNA of Elaeis guineensis (African oil palm), 2790 nucleotides long. Its product is annotated as NAD-dependent malic enzyme, mitochondrial. Lineage: Eukaryota; Viridiplantae; Streptophyta; Magnoliopsida; Arecales; Arecaceae. Gene Ontology annotation, cellular component: mitochondrion. Gene Ontology annotation, molecular function: malate dehydrogenase (decarboxylating) (NAD+) activity; NAD binding. Gene Ontology annotation, biological process: pyruvate metabolic process; malate metabolic process. The record is from RefSeq and is a predicted model, not a curated record.
CGACGUCCGUCCGACCAAUAUCACGCGGUUGAAAUCCACUGAUCUCCCGAUCCAUUCGCUUCCGGGUCGGUGACCGGGCAGCGCACCGUCCGCAUUCAAAGGAGGAGGAUACCCAGCAGGAAAGAAAACGACCACACUCCGCUUCCCCAGCUCCUGUGGCCUUUUUCUCAUAUUCCUCUCUCCUGACCUCCGUGUCCGUCUUCUUUUCUAAGGGAAGAUGGCGAUCUUCCCGUCGUUGCCGCACGUCCGGCGGUCCCUCUCAUCCUCUAUCGCACGGAGGCUGAGGCCGCCUCCGGCGGCGAGAUCCUUCACCACCACCGAGGGCUCCCGGCCCACAAUCGUCCACAAGCGGAGCCUCGACAUCCUACACGAUCCCUGGUUCAACAAGGGGACGGCUUUCUCGACGACGGAGAGGGACCGGCUGGAUCUUCGCGGGCUUCUUCCCCCGAAUAUUAUGACUCCGCAGCAGCAAAUUGAUCGCUUCAUGGUUGACUUGAAAAGGCUAGAAGUUCAUGCAAGAGAUGGACCGUCAGACACCAAUGCUUUGGCUAAAUGGCGAAUCCUUAACAGGUGUCAUGACAGAAACGAGACCAUGUACUACAAGAUCUUAAUUGAAAAUAUCGAGGAAUAUGCACCUAUAGUAUAUACACCCACUGUUGGUCUUGUCUGUCAGAACUAUAGUGGACUGUUUAGACGACCACGGGGAAUGUAUUUCAGUGCAGCAGAUAGGGGGGAGAUGAUGUCGAUGGUUUACAAUUGGCCAGCUGAGCAGGUUGAUAUGAUUGUGGUAACGGAUGGAAGUAGAAUAUUGGGCCUUGGUGAUCUUGGGGUUCAAGGUAUUGGUAUCGCAAUUGGAAAGCUGGAUUUAUAUGUUGCUGCUGCUGGAAUUAAUCCUCAAAGGGUGCUUCCUGUGAUGAUUGAUGUUGGAACUAACAAUGAGAAGCUUCUCAAAGACCCACUGUAUCUAGGACUUCAAGAGCAUCGUCUUGAUGGUGAUGAAUACCUCUCUGUUAUUGAUGAAUUCAUGGAAGCUGUUUUCACUCGAUGGCCAAAUGUCAUUGUACAGUUUGAAGAUUUUCAAAGUAAAUGGGCUUUCAAAUUAUUGCAGCGUUACAGAAAUACUUAUCGAAUGUUUAAUGAUGAUGUCCAGGGUACUGCUGGGGUUGCAAUAGCUGGUCUUCUAGGAGCUGUAAGGGCUCAGGGAAGACCAAUGAUAGACUUCCCAAAACAAAAGAUUGUUGUUGCUGGUGCUGGAAGUGCUGGGAUUGGAGUUGUCAAUGCUGCAAGAAAAACUAUGGCAAGAAUGCUGGGUAACAAUGAAUCAGCUUUUGAAAGUGCUAGGAGCCAGUUCUGGGUGGUUGAUGCUACGGGUCUAAUAACAGAAGGCCGUGCAAAUAUUGAUCCAGAUGCUUUACCAUUUGCCAGAAAGCUCAAGGAAGUGAGCCAUCAAGGUCUAACUGAAGGGGCAAGCCUAGUUGAAGUGGUUAAGAAAGUAAAGCCUGAUGUUUUACUUGGAUUAUCCGCAGUUGGUGGUUUGUUCUCUGAAGAGGUUUUAGAAGCCUUGAAGGAUUCAUCUUCCACUAGACCAGCUAUCUUCGCGAUGUCAAAUCCUACAAAAAAUGCUGAAUGUACACCUGAGGAAGCCUUUUCCAUACUGGGUGAGCAUAUCAUAUUCGCAAGUGGAAGCCCAUUUCAUGACGUUGAUCUUGGAGACGGUAAAAUUGGCCACUCCAACCAGGGAAAUAACAUGUAUCUGUUUCCUGGCAUAGGCCUUGGUACCCUUUUGUCUGGUGCACGUGUUAUCUCUGAUGGCAUGCUUCAGGCUGCAGCUGAAUGCCUGGCUGCAUAUAUGAAAGAAGAGGAGGCUCUUAAGGGGAUCAUAUACCCUCCGAUAUCCAGCAUAAGGGACAUAACGAAGGGGGUAGCUGCAGCUGUGAUGAGGGAAGCUAUAGCAGAGGAUCUAGCAGAGGGAUACCGUGACAUGGAUGCUCGGGAACUUCAAAGACUUAGUCAGGAGGAAACUGUAACAUAUGUAGAGAACAACAUGUGGAAUCCAGUCUAUCCAACCCUGGUUUACAGAAAGGACUGAAGCGCCAUCUCUCUUGCCAGGUUAUUUUUUACAAUUACAGGCGACAGGCAAGUGUAUGAGCAUCGUGAAGACCUAUCGUAUGAUCUGAAGUAACCUUGUGCCUUCUCAAUAGGGAACUUUAUUCGCAUUAUGAUAGAUAUCUCUUAUUUACAAUUGCCCUUAUCUAUAUCAUUUUGACUGGCUUAGUCUGCUACCACUAAUACAUUUUUUUAAAAAAAUUUCUAUUCAGGUAUAUUAGAAUUGCAGUAUACUUUGUUAUUGGAGUUCACUGGGCAUGCAAGGUUUAGCGUUUGCAUGCCUUUUUGUUGGCAUUUAGCAGGAUUUGAGGUUUUCAAAAAGGUCUUUUUUCAGAAUCAUACGUUUCCAACAUAAACCGGUUGAUUGAGCCAAGAGACGUGUGUGAAGAAGCAUACUUUUGACAUGAUUUCUGUCCUCAAUCUCUGUUUUCGGCAAUGGGAGCUGUGAUAAUAAAAAUAGUUUGGAGAACGAUCGUUUGCCCUUACUCUCUAGCACAGAAAUUUUUGAGUUGGCAAAAUCACUGAGGUAGCUUAUCGAUUUUUGUAUUUUAGAUCUUUGCCACUUGGGAGUUGGUUUGAUAGGCUGGCACAACAUUGAGUAGACCUAUAAUUUUUCCAAUUCUGAACAAAGAAGUUAUGUACCCUUUUCUUGGAAUUGUGGAAAAAUAAAUUAUCAUGGUAUGA